Messenger RNA from Owenia fusiformis, 2127 nucleotides. The record is from the annotation of a GenBank genome assembly. NCBI's taxonomy places the organism in Eukaryota, Metazoa, Annelida, Polychaeta, Sabellida, Oweniidae.
CAGAUCUGCAAAAUGAGGGAGUCCAUGGAAAAAUUAAUCGAUUAUUUCAAGAAAUACCCAUCAUUGCCGCUUUUCUGUGGGUUCGGAGUUGCGUAUAUAAGUUACUAUUUGUUUCACGUUGCAAAGAAACCAUUGGUAGCAUGUGGAGACAGCAAGUUGAAGGCAUUUCUGAUGACCCAUUGUCCCAUAUUACAUGAGAAGUUCUGGCCAACAUUAUGGUGCUUUGAAUCCAGAGGCCAAACCAUCCUCCGAUCUCUGAUGAAAUCUAACCCAGUCAUUAAUUAUGCUAGUGAAAUCCUUGAAACACCUGAUGGUGGAAUGAUCAAGCUAGAUUGGAUGGAGAAUGAUAAUAGUGAAACAUAUUGUGAUAAAAAUACUAGACCUACAGUUAUAGUGCUUCCUGGGCUCACAGGAAGUAGUCAAGAGAGCUACGCUCUUCACAUGGCUGAUGAGGCAAGAAAAAAAGGAUAUAGGGUUGUUGUAUUCAAUAACAGAGGCAUGGGUGGCACAAAGCUUUUGACUGCAAGGACGUAUUGUGCUGCAAAUACUGAAGAUAUGGCUACAGUAGUUGACCAUGUCAAUGAGAAGUACCCUAAAGCCCCACUUGUAGGAGUUGGUGUCUCAUUAGGAGGGAUGAUUUUAGUAAAUUACAUAGGAAAGCAGGGGAAAGACUGUAAACUACAUGGGGCAAUGACUUUCUCAACAGCAUUCUGCCCCUUUGCUUCUAGAGUCUCCCUAGAAACACCUGUUAAUCGUUAUAUAUUUAAUCAUCACCUAACAAGUAAUCUCUUACAAUAUGUUAGUCAGUAUACCCCACUAUUCAACAACCAUGUUGACAUGAAGAAAGUUGCCAAAUGUAAAACUAUUUAUGAAUUUGAUGAUCACUUCACAGCAAAGAUAUUUGGCUAUGAGAAUGCUGAGGAAUACUACCAUGAUGCUAAUCUUCAUUAUAAGGUGGAUAAGAUUGAGAUUCCAUUGCUCUGCUUGAAUGCUGCUGAUGACCCUUUCUCACCUUUACAUGCUAUUCCAAUAAAAGAAGCUGAGAAAAAUGAGAAUGUUGCACUUGUUGUGACAUCACAUGGUGGCCAUAUUGGAUUCUUGGAGGGCCUGUUCCCACGUCACACUAGCUACAUGGAUCGCAUGUAUGGACAGUUCAUAGAUGCUAUAUUUAAACAUGGUGGGGAGCUACAAAGGAGUAAGGAAUGAAUAAAGAGGAUUAUAAAAACAACUUAGUAAUCAAAAUAUGUAAAGGAAUAUUUUGUGGCACAUACAGAUUCAGAUUGUGAUUUUCCCGAACUUUAGGGAUUAGACUUUACAGUAGGAUAGAAGAGAAUGUGGAACAAAAUAUAAAUGCACAUAAACGAUAAAUUGUCGAUAAUGCAUUAAAAAUACUUAAUUUAAGUUCAUGAUCAAAUGAAACCAAACUAUAGGAUGAAUGUGAAUGAAGUUGAUUCAGUCCCAGGCUACAAUAUACUUUUAUUCCAUGUUGUUUUAUGUGCAAUAAGAUAAUCGAUUAAAAACUGUGAAGUAAGGAUAAAUUCAUUUUUUCACAAAUAAGUGAAUUGACAAAAUGAUGGCCCUCACAUUAGGUUCAAACAAUCACAGAAUGAGAAACAGUUAGUGAGAUAAUAACAUUAUAAAGUCAGACAUUUACAAUAUGUACAUGUUUAUGUACAAUAUGCACAAUAAUCAAAUGUCAUAGUUCUAAACUAUUUGUUCAUAAUGGUAUGAUUUGUUGAUAAAAACAUUCUUUUAUGAAAUGUUAAUUUGAUCUAUACUUUUGCCUAAAAGUAGGCCUAUUCAUAUGGCAGAUAUAUUUUAACCUAUCAAUUCAUCAGGCAGAAUCACUCAAAACAAUGGAGAUAGAAUAUUCAAUGAAACAAAUCUUCUCUUAGAUUUUAGUUGAUUUUUCAAAUGCAAAUAUUCAUAUGACCUUGCUUUCGUGAUUGCCACUUUCCACUUGGUCUAGAGGAGGGAACAACUUAAAGAUGUGCAUCCACAUGGCUUUUGACAACUUAUUAUCACAGGGAAUACUUUAUAAUACAGUGUAAUGCAAUAACUUUAUUUAAAUAAAAAAUAUGAUUUAUUUCAUUUAUUAUUAACAUAUUUUUUAUACAUCAGUUGUUG